Messenger RNA from Dicentrarchus labrax (European seabass), 2557 nucleotides. RefSeq names its product myc-associated zinc finger protein (gene maza). Gene Ontology annotation, cellular component: nucleus. The transcript has 8 exons. Bases 1048 to 2418 code for a protein of 456 amino acids. The record is from RefSeq and is a predicted model, not a curated record. Lineage: Eukaryota; Metazoa; Chordata; Actinopteri; Moronidae.
GAGUUGAGGUUAGAUCCAGCUGUUGCACUUGCGCGCAUCGUUACCUUUAAGAUGCUCGAGGAUAAAGCCUUGAUUUAGCUAAACCCGACACCAUUUUAGUUUAAGAGUUUGGCGAGCGACGUCCGGAUGACCGCUCGUGUGUUUCUACGGGAGCUGCGGGCGGACUUUCUCUCGACGGCGACGCGCGGGGGAUCAACGGCCGAGCUGGUUGUAUAAAUGUCGGAUUUCAUUAUUUGUCGGCCUACCGAGAGAGUGGCGGCGGCGGCGGGGGCGAGAGGGACGGCACGAGACGAGACGGGGUCCGCGAGGAGGGUGCAUACACAAAAUACUUUCCCUUUAAAGCAGAGAGGGACAGAGGGGGUGAAAGAGGGGAAAAAAAAGAAAAGGAAGAAAGACAGAGAGGGAGGGAGGGCGAGAGGGAGCGAGGGAGAGAGAGAUUUGAAAAAAAGAGAAAGAUGUCAUCCUGUCGAUUGAAACACCGAGGCGGAGCCACGGACCGCGGCCGACCGGGAGCGCUCUAGUUAGGGGACGAGCUCUACGCAACGCCGAGGCUUGGAGCGCCGACGCUGCGGCCUUUUUUCGGAGCUAUCGCAAAAUAAAUGAACUCCUGCUGACUAUGAUUAGCACGUCUCGGCUACAUCGUCUUCUGCAUAACAAUAGCUCUAAUUUGCAUGCAUAUUUUAUUACAGUAGACAUAAGCAAAUGAUAUUAAAAAUGCACCAUUAAAAAAAGCAAAGCAUGAUACCAACCAUUUUGUCGCAUUUACAAAAACCAUCUUGUCCGUGCCUGUAAAAGCUCCAACAGAUAUUAAUUCAUAACUCACAGCAGCCUAAUCCCUUAUAAGUGGUUUUAUUUAAAGCUAAAUAACAUUACAUAUCUGCAUUAAUUAACCCGGGCAGGUAGAGGAGCGGUACGGGCCUCAGGUUGUGUUUUCAUAGCAGCAGUUGGAGCUUUUCUUCCUGGGCUCCGGUGCCCUCCCUCCUCCCCUCGGCUGCUCCCCUCGGCUGCUCCCCGGCUGGUGAGCUCCGAGUCCCCGCAGUGUUCACGAUGGACACCUCCUGGAGUAAUUUCCUCUUUCAGACGCCGUCGACUCAGAGUCAACCUGAGACGCCUCUUCAGUCCGAGCUGCUGCCGGAGCUGACCGGCUCCGCUCAGAGUCCUCCAGCGGAGCACAUCGUGACGCCGCCGUCCACCGUCGACACCGCCGCCCUCAGCGAGGAGCCGCUACCGGUCAAACCGCUCACCAAACCGAGCCGGCCGGCCCACAUCUGCGCCACCUGCAACAAGGAGUUCAAGAACAGCUACAACCUGCGGCGGCACCAGUCGGUGCACACGGGCAUCAAGAUGAAGGACCGCGCCGCCCGCGAGAAGGAGGAGGCGGGGAAGGUGGGACGGCUGGAUAAACAGACGGUCCCUCUCUCCCUCCUCCACCUCACCCUGCCCCCCAGCCUCCCCCCGGCCCCUCCCCCCACCACCGCCCCGGAGACCCUCCCCCCACCGCAGCCCGGUCAGCACGCCAACCAGGAGAGCCAGCCGGUCUCUGUGUCCAUCGCCCCGGCAACUGUAACCAUGGCUGCGCAGCCUCAACCCAUCCAGGCAGCUGUUGUUGUCGUGGGCUCCAUGGAGCAGAAUCCGAACCCCAUCCCCAACCCCAACACCAACCAGGUGAGGAAGAACCACGCCUGCGAGGCCUGUGGGAAGGCCUUCAGAGACGUCUACCACCUCAACCGCCACCGCCUGUCCCACUCGGACGAGAAGCCCUACUCCUGCCCCAUCUGCCAGCAGCGCUUCAAGAGGAAAGACCGGAUGAGCUACCACGUGCGCUCGCACCAAGGCGGCGUGGAGAAACCUUACAUCUGUCCGCACUGCGCCAAGGCCUUCUCUCGACCAGAUCACCUCAACAGCCACGUUCGACAGGUGCACUCUACAGAGAGACCGUUCAAGUGCACGACGUGCACGUCAGCGUUUGCCACGCGGGAUCGUCUGCGUGCCCACCUGAUCCGCCACGAGGAGAAAGUGCCGUGUCACAUCUGCGGGAAGCUGCUGUCGGCCGCUUACAUCACCGACCACAUGAGGGUCCACAACCAGUCGCAGCACCACGCCUGUCACCUCUGCAACCGCAGUUUCACCACGCUCACCUACCUGCGAGUCCACGCUCAGAAGCACCACGGCCAGGAGUGGAAGGAGAGCGGCGGGGCGCGGGGGGGCUUCGGUGGGACGGGUGCCGGCGGGGUGCUGCUCUGCCAGCUGUGCGGGGUGCAGUGCAAGACGGCCACGCAGCUCCAGGGUCACAUGGGCACCCACGCCAACCAGAGCGACCCCAGCCCCGACCCGACGAGCGCGGGCCCCGUGGGCACCACCAGCGUGGCUGUCACUGUGUCCAGCGCCAGCACAGUGGGACUGCUGAUGUUUUCUUAACAGACUGCCAAACGUGGACACAGACCGGGAGAAGCCGCCCUGGAAGUCGUCUUUCCGGCCUUUUUUUCGGACCUUCGUCUCCGCUCCGCUCACCUGCCACGAACGCCGAGAGACACUUUUACCGCACACGUUACUUCCU